GGGGAUGGAGACGUUGACUUUGUCAUUUUAAGUCAUUCUUCGGUUAGGAAGAAAGUCUUUUGCUCUGCUUUGUAGCAGCAUUAAAAUGACUUUUUGUCAAUUUUUUAAGAGAUGUAUACAUAAGCAAUGAAGGUAAACACAGGAGAAGGAGAGAUAAGAAGGCAAUAAGGGAGGAGGGCCAGCAGACAGAGUGUGAGAGCAGUGACAGAGAAAGACAGCAUAGUGUAUUGAGGUCUCAGCUUUCCAGUCAGACCUACACAACAAUUAUUAGAUAAUAGCACACAAUGCUUCUCUUAUCGUGUAUGUGGACUGCUACAAGCAUGGGAAAAAACAUUUGAUACUGGGAAGAACUUACAGCCUGCUCCGGAGACUCCAGUGAGAGAGAGGAUGUGCCUGCAGGCCCAGGGCAAACUUUGCCGGUCAAUAUGGAAAGGCUUGAUCUUGGGAACCCUCCUCACCAGUUUUUUAAUUCUGUUGUACUCUUAUGCAGCUCCACCUCUAAGUCUUAGCAGUGCAGAAAACUCUGUCUCCUUCCGUUGUCAACCACCUACAAAUUCUGGCUCCCAUCUACAAAAAGCCAAUUCUAGUUCUGGAUCUUCACUGCUCUGUGUACCAAGGCACAACCUUAUGUUCCUGAAAACCCACAAAACUGGAAGCAGCACAAUCCUUAAUAUUCUGUUCCGCUAUGGAGAGAAGCACAAUCUUCAUUUCGCCUUUCCCCGCGGGCGCAACGACUUUGAGUAUCCAAGCUAUUUUCAGCGUUGGCAAGUUGAGGGGUACCAGCCCGGCAUGUGCUUUAAUAUCAUCUGCAAUCAUAUGCGCUACCGGCAUUCCGAAGUGAACCUUCUCAUAGCUCAAGAUACCACCUUUGUCACUGUUCUCCGUAAUCCAGCUCUGCUUUUCGAAUCCUCAUUCCAGUACUUUUCUCAUGUGGUACCAUUAACAUGGACUAUUCCAGGUUCAGGGAGUGAGCAAAAGAUGGAUGCUUUUCUACGAAGUCCCCUAAGUUACUACGAUUCCAGUGGCUAUAAUGCACACUACCUGCAUAAUCUGUUGACAUUUGACCUGGGUUAUGAUAAUGAAAUCAAUGUGGGAGAUGCUAUAGUGCAAAAUAUGUUGGAGGAGCUUGAUAAACGAUUUCAUUUGGUCAUGAUGUUGGAAUAUUUUGAUGAGUCACUGUUGUUGUUGCGUGAGUUGAUGUGUUGGGAGAUGGAUGACAUACUUUAUUUUAAGCUAAACGCACGUAAAGACUCAAUUGGCUCCCGUCUAAAUCCUGAGAUACGCCAGUUGGCACAGGAGUGGAAUGCAAUUGACAUACUUAUUUAUCAACAUUUCAAUGCUACAUUUUGGAAGAAGGUAGAAAAAUAUGGAAUGGAGAGGAUGAAGAAGGAUGUCAUAGAAUUGAGGACGAAGAAUGAAGAACUAAAGCAGGAAUGUAUUGCAGGAGGUGGCCCAGUGGAUGCUAGUAAGAUUAAAGAGUCUGGUCUGCAACCAUGGCAGCCUUUUGGGGAAGCAACUAUUCAAGGAUAUAAUUUGAAUAAGAACAUUCUGCCCCAGCAUAAACAACUCUGCAGAAGUAUGCUGACUCCUGAAAUACAAUACAUGAGUCGGUUGGGAGCAGAUCUUUGGAUCACAAGACUAUGGGGUAAUAUAAGGAGACUGCUAAACUGGUGACACUCAUGUGGAAAUUGAAUGUGUAUUAACAAGACUUUGCCACAGAGAGAAAAGAACAAGAUGGUGUUUAAAAUAACAGCAGGCCAGUAAACUGACUGAUGAGAUUAUGAUAAUGUGAUGGAUACUCUUCUUUUUUUUCUUAAGUAUUUUCCUAGAAUCAGUAUUUUUUAGAAGGGUGUGCUUGUUGAACAUUGCUGCCAUAGACAGUAUCUAUACAGGGUCAUUUUUGUAAAAAUGAAAUGAGAGAAUCAUUAACUAUGCAGUGUUCUCCCCUGCAUUCUGCCAGCAAAAGCUCCGUACUUGCAUGAAUGGGACUGUGACAUGUAAAGAAGAGAGACGCAGGCAGUUUCUGAAUAUCACCUUUAUAAUAAGAAACCCAUAAAAUGAUUCUUAGUUUGUGAUGAAGGGGUGGAGAGUGUAUCUUUGAUAACAUGUAUGAUGCCCCUAGUUCUAAGCUAUCUCAUGAAACCUAAUUUAUGAUGUAUAAAUCCCCAUUAUUCUGAUCUUUUCCCAGUUUUGUGAACUAAUGUUUUUUUUUUUUUUUUGUUUUUUAUUGAGGGCUUAUAUCUGUGAGCCCAAAGUAGAAUAAUAAAACCAAAUCUAUAAUA
Rana temporaria (common frog) is the source of this 2282-nucleotide messenger RNA. RefSeq names its product galactose-3-O-sulfotransferase 1 (gene GAL3ST1). The record is from RefSeq and is a predicted model, not a curated record. Lineage: Eukaryota; Metazoa; Chordata; Amphibia; Anura; Ranidae. Gene Ontology annotation, molecular function: galactosylceramide sulfotransferase activity. The transcript is spliced from 3 exons. Bases 388 to 1674 code for a protein of 428 amino acids. Gene Ontology annotation, cellular component: membrane. Gene Ontology annotation, biological process: galactosylceramide biosynthetic process; myelination.